UGUAUUAAUUCAAGAAAAAUACGAUGUGUCUAUCCCAAGCCUCACUCUUGUUCUUACAUGUAUGUAUUUUCAUUUGUGGAGAAACUAUACAAGGUAACUGUGUUCAUCAUUCUGAUUCUCUAGUAGGUAACAAUGUAGAAGAUAAAGCUCACCUCAAAGAUGAAAGUCAAAGGAGCAAUACCGUGUGCAAGGAAGACUGUAAGGAGUCACGUGAUGCUAAGACCAAAGUAACUGGAGAAGAAAGACAUUUUAUGUGCAAAAAGCUGAAAAAUUCUAUUGUUUCUUAUACAAGAAGUACCAAAAAACUACUGAGAAAUAUAAUGGAUGAGCAACAAGCUCCUUUGGAUUGUUUAUCUAGCCAGGUUAAUGAGCUCAUGAAUCGAAUUCUCCUUUUGACUACAGAGGAUUUAGCAAACAGCUGGAAUCUUUUGCCGCCAGCCCAUGCAGUCACAUGUCUGGAGGACUGUUCCUGCUCUUCAGCCAGUUACAGUGCGUGUUCUUCAGAAGCUGAGGACUUUCCCACUGUCUGGAAGCCAUAUCUUGCACCCCAGUCCAUGGACAUGGUGCCACAAUCAAGCUGCACCUUCUGUUCUCAGCUGAACCUUUCUGGAGACCAUCUCAUGCACACAGCUGUAAUGUAUGACAUGGAUUUCAGAGGAGGAGGAGGAUGGACAGUAGUUCAGAAAAGGCUCAAUGGGACAUUUGACUUCCAGAGGCCAUGGUGUGAUUAUCUGGAUGGAUUUGAAGACCUUUUAGGAGAAUUUUGGCUAGGACUAAAAAAGAUUUUUUACAUAGUAAACCAGAAAGAUUCCAGUUUUGUGUUUCAUGUGGCCCCGGAGUCCGAGGACGACACCUUGGCUUAUGCUUUAUAUGAUAAUUUUUGGCUAGAGGAUGAAACACAAUUUUUAAAAAUACAUUUAGAACAAUAUUCAGGAAAUACCGGUGAUGCAUUUUGGAGCUUCAGGGAAGAUGAUAACCAGAAUACAAUGCCUUUCAGCACAGAUGUUGAUAAUGAUGGGUGCCGCCCUGCUUGUCAGUCUGUGAAGAGCUGCAGUCACCUCCAUAACAACACUGGCUGCAUCCAUGGCCUUCCUGGAAAACUGCGUGCAAUUGGAAUUCAGUAGGAUACAUGGACCGAAAACAGUUCUGCUGUCAAUAUUAAAUCUGCCUCAGUGAAGACUAGAAGAACUUACAACCCCUAUUUUAAGUAGUCUUAUUUUAAACUGUAGCACAAUUUCCAUAGUUAUUUUUGAAAAUGUGUUAAAACUUUUUUGUACAUAGUUUCUUUCUUACUUAGAGUUUAACAUAUUAGCCAAAAUUGAAUUGAAUAUAGAUGUCAUCUUAGUGCUGUGAGUUUAGUUAGUAAACUUCAAUUUUGCAGCACUUAUAAAAGCAAUCACAGCGUAUCAAGGCCAGAAGAGGGCACCAGACCCCAUUAGAGAUGGU
This is a messenger RNA of Microtus ochrogaster (prairie vole), 1446 nucleotides long. RefSeq names its product angiopoietin like 5 (gene Angptl5). The record is from RefSeq and is a predicted model, not a curated record. Lineage: Eukaryota; Metazoa; Chordata; Mammalia; Rodentia; Cricetidae.